Molecule: messenger RNA, 833 nt
Organism: Capsicum annuum
Lineage: Eukaryota; Viridiplantae; Streptophyta; Magnoliopsida; Solanales; Solanaceae
Product: protein C2-DOMAIN ABA-RELATED 3
Exons: 3
Coding region: 121-618 (165 amino acids)
Source: RefSeq, a predicted model, not a curated record
UACUAGUAGUAAUAAUAAUUAUAUUCUAUCAUCUCUCUUUCUUUGCUUUUAAUUCAUUAGUAGUAAGUACUAUAUAACACCAACACCCCUUGCUCUUUCUCAGCUUCAUUCAAUUUUCAAAUGGAGAAUUUACUGGGUCUUUUGAGAAUUCGUAUACACAGGGGUAUUAAUUUGGCUAUUAGAGAUGUCACUACUAGUGAUCCUUACGUUAUUGUUAGGAUGGGCAAACAGAAACUGAAGACUCGAGUGGUGAAGAAGAAUCUCAAUCCAGAAUGGAAUGAAGAGUUAACACUAUCUAUUACCGAACCAAUCCUUCCAAUCAAACUGCUUGUUUAUGACAAGGAUACAUUUUCUCUCGAUGAUAAAAUGGGGGAUGCAGAACUUGACAUAUAUCCAUUUAUAGAGACGGUGAGAAAGCGCUUCAAGAACAUUCCAAGUGGAACCAUAAUCACAAAAAUAAAGCCAAGCAGGCAAAAUUGUCUUUCAGAAGAGAGCUCCAUUAUCUGGGAAAAUGAUCAGGUUGUUCAAAAUGUGUUUAUGAGAUUGCAAAAUGUUGAGCGUGGCGAAAUAGAGCUACAAUUGCAGUGGAUCGAUGUUCCUGGUUCCAAGGGUCUGUAGGCUGUAGCUACUAUAACGCCCUAUUAUUCUAUCCAAUCAUGUACAGUGAGUAUCCUCUCUUGGUGUCCGAUUAGCUUUCAUGUUGUAUUAACUAGUCUCCCUUCUUUAAUCUGUAAAAUUAUGGCGAGAUGUUUGUGGUCCUUUCGUUAAAUUUCUGUUUCUAUGACUAUUGAAGUUGCCAAAUGAACUACUUUGGUUAUUGUCAUUGACCUUCA